Molecule: messenger RNA, 2825 nt
Organism: Xiphias gladius (swordfish)
Lineage: Eukaryota; Metazoa; Chordata; Actinopteri; Istiophoriformes; Xiphiidae
Gene: tfec
Product: transcription factor EC
Exons: 8
Coding region: 722-2014 (430 amino acids)
Biological process (GO): regulation of transcription by RNA polymerase II
Cellular component (GO): nucleus
Molecular function (GO): protein dimerization activity; DNA-binding transcription factor activity, RNA polymerase II-specific; RNA polymerase II cis-regulatory region sequence-specific DNA binding
Source: RefSeq, a predicted model, not a curated record
CUGACAAUACUAAUGUUUUAAAAUGUCUGCUAGCAACAAUGUAUUGUUAUUAUUAUUGACUUAUUUUAAAGGCCAUAAACAAGUAAAGCAAGUUAUAACACUGAGCUUUUUGUGAGCUCCAGACUAGUAAGUAAAUUAGACAUUUUUACGUGAGAUGUCUGAAAAUAGCCCUAAACUUAGAGUAAUAGAGACCUCAAAAUAGCUUUAUAGCAGUUAUUAUUUGGGAAAGGAAUAAUACUAAACUGUCUACAUUGAAACCACAGAAUGAAUGAAAAGGCUUGGUUAAAAAUGGCAUUAGAGGAGUUAUUUAAAGCCCCCAUGGGGAACAAGGGUCAAUUGUGCUUCCACAACCCCUGGAGCAGGCAGCAGAGGACUUUGGGAGCUGACCACUGAUUGGUCAGUGAGACAGAAAAGGGUGGGCCCACUGAAUUAGUGAUAGACGCUAAAGGCAGAUAUCCUGCAGUGAUCAAACCCUGGGUGAUCUGACAGUCCAGUGUUUGAAGUGAUUAUCAUGCUACGCAACAUAAAGGCUUACCCCCAGCUUUGGGCCUAAUUAGUUCACUUAGGGCCCUUAUAAGACAUUGGUAGGGGACUGGAAGGAACAGAAACUCAUUGAGGAGUCAGCAGAUCAACAGGAUAGCAGCAGCAGACCUGGAUCCCUAAAACUGACCUGCUGCUACACUAAAACAAACCAAACAGAAGAUUAUCUGCUUUUCUGAGAAUGCCACACUUAACUGAUUGCAGUUACUACACGAUGCGGGACGCAACCAGAGCUUCAAAUGUACAGAGCCACCUGGAGAACUCCAAGUUCCACCUCCACCAGAGCCAGAAUCAGCAGGUCAAGCAGUACCUGACGCUGGGCUCCAAGCUGGCCUCAUCCGCCGGGCAGGGCCACGCGGUGCAUCCACACGCCCCUGGCCAGCCACUGGCCACUGUGCCUAUCAUGAGGAAUGGACACAUGCCCUCUGUCAGCGACAGCAGCAACCCCAACAGCCCCGUUACCCUGCUCACUAUGGCCAAUCACGACAGCGAGUUUCCAAUGGAUGAAGUUAUUGAUGACCUAAUUAGUCUUGAAUCCGGUUUCAAUGAUGGGGGCUUGGAUUGCAUGGAGCCUAACAUCAUAAUGCAAAACAAUGUGUCCCUCAGUAGCAGCAUGCUGGAUGUCUAUGGGGGUGAACAAGGUAUGAACGCCCCUAAUGGCGGAAUGAGUCCCACAUCUAACCCCACAAAGCUCACUGUAAAAAGGGAAUACACAGAACAUGACACAAGGGUGAUGGCCAAAGAGAGACAGAAGAAAGACAACCAUAAUUUGAUUGAAAGAAGGCGAAGAUACAAUAUCAACUACAGGAUUAAGGAGCUGGGGACACUCAUACCAAAGUCAAAUGACCCAGACAUGCGCUGGAACAAAGGCACCAUCCUGAAGGCCUCGGUGGAGUACAUCAGGUGGCUGCAGAAGGAGCAGCAGCACGCUCGGGAGCUGGAGAGCCGACAGAAGAAGCUGGAGCAAGCGAACAGAAGGCUGCUGCUAAGGAUUCAGGAGCUUGAGAUCCAGGCACGAGCACAUGGCCUCCCAAACAUGGCUACAGCCUUGGGGACAGCUGAACUAUCCUCCCAUCUCCUCAAACAACAACAGCAACAGCAGCAGCAACAGCAGUCGUCUCCCCAGGCCCAGCAGCCCCAGCAGCCGCCCCUCUACCAGGAGGACCCCAACAGUGACUACCUCCAGAGGAUAGCUGUGGUGGCUGGGGUGCCUUCCAUCCCCACUGCCAGCGGGCCGCAGGAUCACAUCACCAACGCUGACGGUUGCACCACAUUCUCUGACCCGCUGUCCCACUUCACAGACUUCUUCAGUGCUACACUUAAGGAGGAACACCGGCUGGACGAGAUCCUGAUGGAAGACCCGCUCUCGCCGUUUGGCACCGACCCGCUCCUGUCAGCUGGCUCGCCUGGAGCUGCAUCCAAGGACAGCAGCCGUAGGAGCAGCUUUAGCUCUGCCGGGGGUGACGACCUAUAAUGGGCCCCCCUAUUCAGAACAUACUCUUGUUAUCUCCUCAUGAAAAAUCCCCAGUGUUAAAGGGCAUACACGGAGCCUUUAAAAGACUGACUAAUGGCUCUGGACAUACAAUAAUUACCACUCGCAGGGUUGCCAGUAAUUUAAAUGACAGCUGACACACCUGACAGAGCCCCUCAAAGUGCCACCUGUAUAUAAAGUGUGUAGCUCUUGUUGAACAGGUGGGUGUUAGAGCUCCACUGGCCCAAAAGCUUGCAUUCUCGAAAGCUCAUGGGACCAAAAACAUCCCAAGGACCUUCUGCUGCACCACCUGCUCUUUUUAUCUUUACUACAGACAAUGAAUAUGUUUCUCUGCCUCCCAGACAGAGCAGAAACAGACUCAUAAGAAAAAGGGAGACAUUUAUCAGCCUUUAUGUACAUAAUGUAAAUGACCAAGUCUGCUGGGGUUUUUUUUGGUAAACACUGUGGUAGCUGUACACUGUAACAUGAAAAAUAAUCACUGAAAACCUGUCCGUUUUUAAUGCAGAUACUUAAAAUACUACUACUUUACAAAAGGAUUUUAAACAGUUGCCAUCAGGAUUGUGAUUGUAUGAUAUGCCUUUUUCAAACUCCCAGUUUUGUCUUAAAAAAAAAACCCAAUAUGAACAUGUAACUGAUGUACUCACCACAAUGCCUAACAUGUCCUCAGUCUUGUCUGUCUUUUAAGUGUUUUUGUUAAAAAAAGUGUUUAUGUAUUUAUAUAUGUUUUAAUCCAUGUAUUCAUAAAAAAGAUAUAUAUUAUCUACCAUGUUACCUCUUUUUCUUAGUAGGGGUG